GCGCGAGCGCAGCUGCGUAAGCCGACUCGGUUUUAUGUUUAAUAUCCAUCUCUCGCCUUGCGCAGUCAGUAUCUUGCCUUGCAUUGCUCUGCGCCAAUAACAAUCAAUACAACAAUGUCCCGACCUGUUGGAUAUCUCACCAGAAAGGAGUCCAUAUCGUCCUGCCACAGGCUUCACAGUCCACAUCUCAGCGACGAAGAGAACAAAAAUGUUUAUGGAAAGUGCAAUAAUUAUUGGGGCCAUGGACACAACUAUACCGUCGAAGUAACCGUACGUGGACCCGUAGACCCUAAAACAGGAAUGGUCAUGAACAUUUCGGACUUGAAAGUCUACAUGAAAAAGAUACUCAUGGACCAGUUGGACCACAAAAAUUUGGACAAGGACGUUCCGUACUUUAAGAACGUUGUGUCAACCACUGAAAACGUUGCGAUUUAUGUAUUCGACGAAAUCAAAAAGUUGCUGCCGAAACCUGAACUACUCUACGAAGUUAAAAUUUUCGAAACUGAUAACAACAUCGUCAUUUACAGGGGAGAGUCCAUGUAACGUAGCUAAGUUCAGCCACGAUUACAUAUUUUUUUCUUUCAUUUUUUUUAUGCUUUUGAUAAUCCACUUUUGAUGGUUAUUUACCUCAAUGUUUUUGAAAUAUUUUCAUGACUUCAAGUAUAUACGUACAAUGUUCCACCGUUAAGUGUUCUGAAUAAAAAUAUUUUUUCAUUA
Trichogramma pretiosum is the source of this 717-nucleotide messenger RNA. It is a transcript of the gene purple, whose product is annotated as 6-pyruvoyl tetrahydrobiopterin synthase. Gene Ontology annotation, molecular function: 6-pyruvoyltetrahydropterin synthase activity. The transcript has 3 exons. Gene Ontology annotation, cellular component: mitochondrion. NCBI's taxonomy places the organism in Eukaryota, Metazoa, Arthropoda, Insecta, Hymenoptera, Trichogrammatidae. The record is from RefSeq and is a predicted model, not a curated record. The coding region runs from base 115 to 543 and encodes 142 amino acids. Gene Ontology annotation, biological process: tetrahydrobiopterin biosynthetic process.